AUGGGGGCACUUCAGUGCACCAUGAGAAAGGAGACAACAGAAGGAGCUCCUGACACAGCCAUUCAACCAUAUCAUCAAACGGGAGACCUCACAGUAGGUGGCAUAACAACCCUAGCUAGUUUCUUGCAGAGUGCCCUAAGUUUCAACGAAGUCCCACCACCACCAUUGCGUGAAGAUUUCAUUUUAGUGCCUAAGAAUUACCAGCACAUCCUGGCCCUGGUAUUGGCAGUGAAGGAGAUCAAUGGAAACCCUCAUCUCUUGCCCAAUGUCACCUUGGGCUUCCAGAUCUAUGACAACCACUUCAGUGCCCAGAAGACCUACCAUGCCACAAUGCUACUGCUUUACACCAUGAAGAGCUUUGUUCCCAGCUACAUCUGUGGCAUUCAGAAUCAUCUGACAGCAGUGAUUGGGGGACUAGAUUCCGAAACCUCCACCAACAUGGCAAAUAUCUUGGAUAUCUACAAGGUUCCACAGCUCAUUUAUGGCUCUGCUCCAGUGAUGAAUGAUAAAACCCCUGGCCUUUCCUUCUUUCAGAUGACCCCAAGUGAAAAACUUCAGUAUGAAGGGAUUCUGUCUUUACUGCUCCACUUCAGAUGGACAUGGAUUGUGGCUGGUGUCAUGGAUAAUGCUAGUGGAGAAAGAUUUUUAGAUAUGAUAAUUCCACUCUUUUCUCAACAUGGCAUCUGCUUUGCCUCCAUAGAAAGAGUUCUCUAUACACAUUCUAUCUAUGAAAUAUCUGCUAUAUUUAAGAAAGCUGCAAAAAUUCAUGAUAAAAUCAUGGAUAGUAAAGCUGACGUCAUGCUUUUCUAUGGAGAAACUUACUCCAUGAUAUUAUUGAGAUGGUUACCAUAUCUAUCAAAUAAACACAAAAUUAUGAAUAUGGCAAAAGCUAAAGUGUGGAUAUUGACAACCCAAAUAGAGUUUAUUGCAACUGUCCAUCAAAGGGAUUGGGAUCCGUAUAUAAUCCACGGUGCUCUGUCCUUCACAAUUCAUGCCAACUAUCCACCAGGGUUCAAAUCAUUUGUUGAAAGCAGAAAUCCUUUCAGCACAGACAAAGAUGGAUUUAUCAGAGAUUUCUGGCAACAGGCCUUCUGUUGUGUAUUUCAUGUGUCAGAUGCUGAUGAGGUAGAUGGCAAUAUCUGCACCGGGAGAGAGAAAAUGGAGAAUCUUCCUGGAAGUUUCUUUGAAAUGACCAUGACUGGUCACAGCUACAGCAUCUAUAAUUCUGUCUAUGCUGUGGCCCAUGCAUUACAUGCCAUGUUCUCAUCUAAAUGGAGACCCAGAGGAAAUGCAGGGAGAGAGGGAUUGAAGCUUCAGCAGCAUGCUUCAUGGCAGCUGCAUCGCUUUCUGAAAGGUCUCUCAUUUAAUAAUAGUGCCAGUGACCAGGUUUCCCUUGACCACAACGGAGAGUUAGUUGUGGGUCUGCAUGUCAUGAACUGGGUUUUUUCUUCAAACCAGUCCUUUGUUAGAGUGAAAGUUGGGAAGGUAGAUCCUGGAGUUCCUACAGACCAAAUGCUCACCAUCAAUGACAGCACCAUAAACUGGCACAGUUGGUUUAAUCAGUCUCAGCCUCUUUCAGCAUGUAGUGAGAGUUGCCGUCCUGGUUCCAGCAAGAAAGGGAAGGAAGGGGAGCCCUUUUGCUGCUACGACUGCAUCCAGUGCCCAGAUGGGAAGAUUUCAGAGAAGGAGGAUAGUAAAGAAUGUUACCCCUGUAGAGAUAACAGCUAUCCAAGCAAGAACCAGGAUUUCUGUAUCCCUAAGACUCUCACCUUUUUGUCUUAUGAGGAACCUUUGGGAAUCAGUUUAGCCUUCUUUGCUCUUUGCUCUUCUCUGGUCUCAGUGAUGGUGCUUGGGACAUUUGUCAAGAACCACCACACUCCCAUCGUCAUUGCCAAUAACCGGGACCUCACCUACCUUCUCCUCCUCUCCCUCCUGCUCUGCUUCCUUUCUGCAUUCCUAUUCAUUGGGCAUCCUGAGAAGGUGGUAUGUCUCCUGCAACAAACUGCUUUUGGGGUCGUCUUUGCAGUGGCUGUUUCUUCAGUGUUGGCAAAAACCCUCACAGUGGUUCUGGCUUUCCUGGCCACCAAGCCAGGAUCCAGGAUGAGGAUGUUUGUGGGAAAGAGACUGUCCAACUCCAUUGUCAUGUCCUGCUCUCUUAUUCAAAUAGGCAUUUGCAUGACGUGGCUGGCAACCUCUCCCCCCUUCCCAGAUGCUGACAUGGAUUCAAUAGUGGAAGAAAUCGUCCUGCAGUGUAAUCAAGGCUCCGUGACUAUGUUCUACAGCGUCCUAAGCUAUUUGGGUGUGUUGGCUCUUAUUAGCUUCAUAGUUGCUUUCAUGGCCAGGAAAUUACCUGACACGUUCAAUGAAGCCAAGUUCAUCACCUUCAGCAUGCUGGUCUUCUGCAGUGUUUGGCUCUCCUUUGUUCCAACCUACUUGAGCACUAAGGGGAAAUAUAUGGUAGCGGUGGAGGUCUUUUCCAUCUUGGCCUCUGGUGCUGGGCUGCUGGGCUGCAUCUUUCUCCCCAAAUGUUAUAUCAUGGUGUUAAGGCCUGACUUGAACAACAGGGACAAAUUAAUGAAGAGAAAGAAAUGCUGAUUUUAAUGCAUGAUGCCCUUUGCUGUGCUUUCUAAUUGUGAGAACAAUAUCAUCUUUCUCCAGAGUCACAAGGCUGCUUAGGGAACUGCU
Molecule: messenger RNA, 2685 nt
Organism: Candoia aspera
Lineage: Eukaryota; Metazoa; Chordata; Lepidosauria; Squamata; Candoiidae
Product: vomeronasal type-2 receptor 26-like
Exons: 7
Coding region: 1-2595 (864 amino acids)
Biological process (GO): G protein-coupled receptor signaling pathway
Cellular component (GO): plasma membrane
Molecular function (GO): G protein-coupled receptor activity
Source: RefSeq, a predicted model, not a curated record